AGUGCAAGGUUUUCGAAUGAUUCUUUAGUAUUAUUAAUAGAAAUGCAUUAAAUUUUAUUAAUAAGCAGUUUUUCAGAACACAAUUAGCUUAAAAUUAUUGCGAUGAAGAAAAUUUUACUGAAUAAUAAAUUUUUAAAAAUGUAAACAAACCAAUGAAGACCAAACUACGAUUUCUGAACGUCAAACCUGAAGUGAAAUUAGUUUUCGAAUAUUGUAAAUUAUAUUUCAUUAAAUUGUAAGCUUAAUACUAUCAAAACAAAUUGAAAAUAUUGCCAAUAUAUAAAAAAAAUUGUUCCCUAAAGGUAAAAAUGUCUAUAAAUGACUUCCUUAAGGACCUACCUGUACAUAAUGAAGAAAAUUUCUCGCUAUAUAAUAUUGACAACGCAAGAACAUCAUCAAUGAAACGACCAUCCGUAUAUUUACCCACGAUCGAUAUUCCAGCUGAACAAAUUAUAAUCACAGAGAAGAAAAAUAUUCUCUUGCGUUACUUGCAUCAAACAUGGGACAAGAAAAAUGCACCUAAGAAACGAGAAGCAGAGUCAACACCAUCAGAUAACCUUUUCCGAAAACGAUUGCGUCUUGAACGAUCUGAUUCCAAUAAUCCUAAUAAUAACUGAAAAAUUCUCUUAAAUUGCUACCAUUUUCUAAUUUUCAUUUAUUCAUCUAUCCUUUUCGUGAUUCGAAUCAGUUUUUCUCAUGAAUGUUUGAUGCGCUAAACAAACGAAAAGUUGUGCGCAAUCAACUAGCCAGGUUGCAGUUUCCAUAAAACAAAAUUUAUAUGUUAAAUACCUACCUAAUUUCUUUGUUUCUUUACAUAUUACGUAUUUCUAUUGCGCUGAAAUAUGUUUUUCUCUUUUUAUUUUAAAUAUUAAUAUAAAAAAGAAAAUAGAUGAAAAAUAAAACAUCUAAUUAAAUUUUUAAGUAGCGUUCAAUCAUAAUACCUAAUUAAUAAAAAAAGGAAUAAAUGCAAAAUUUU
Molecule: messenger RNA, 976 nt
Organism: Clunio marinus
Lineage: Eukaryota; Metazoa; Arthropoda; Insecta; Diptera; Chironomidae
Source: the annotation of a GenBank genome assembly